CUCUCGACUUUUCUUCUUCCCAUUCUCUUCCGCUUCAUCCUCCUCAGCGCUCUGUCCCCAACCAAUCCUCUUGGGCGUCCACACAUGGCACCCGCAGCAUCGUCCUCGCCUCCAUGACGCGGAGCUCUUCGCUCCACCGCUGCUCGUUCCUUGUGUUUGCUCAAAGAUGCACCUCCUCCUGAUCCGCCAUGGCGAGACGGUCGACAAUGUUGCGGGCAUCUAUGCCGGAUCGCGGGACUCGGCAUUGACUUCGCACGGCGUCCUGCAAGCUCGCAGGCUGGCCACGUACCUGGCUGAGGGACAGGAGACGGCACUGAAGUUCAUUUUCUCGUCGGAUCUCCAGCGCGCGGUGAAGACGGCCGAGGCGAUUGCAUCGGAGCAGAGGCGUGUCUGUUCCCGGGACAUUCCAGUCGUCCAGCUUGCCGAGCUGCGGGAAAAGGACUUUGGAAGUGAUGAAGGCAUGAAGUUUGGAGACUCGAGAGGUCGUGCGCCGGAUUCUGAGACUGCCGAGUCGAUGAAGGCGAGGGUCGACGCCUUUCUCGAGGAGCACCUGCUUCCGCUUCUCAGCGCUCACGCAGACGGGACUCCGUCGACGUGCGCCAUCGUCUCCCACGGCAUCAUCCUCGGUGUUGUCUACCGCGAGCUCUGCGCCCGUGUCAGCCGUGGUGGCAUCACUGUCGAUCCAAAUCCCAGCGCCGCCAGCUCCCUCAUAUCCCCUCCCUUUUGGGACAACACCGGCUUUCUCGAAUGCACCGUUUCCAUCACUGGAGCUGUGGCGGAUGAGGACAAGUCGCUGCCACUGAGGCUGCACGUCAGCCGCGUCAACUGCACUAUCCAUCUCAGGGACUUGAAAAAGACCCGGGGCGGCAUUGGCAGCGCCGCCUUUGACGAGAAACAACGCACUCUGACUUCGUUUUUUGUGCCGGGCACGAAGAAACGCAAGAGUCAUGAUAUGAGUGCUGGGUAAAGCGGCGUUACCCAGUUAUUCUGCUUUGAAAUGAUGCUACAUGAGACUAUAUGAGACUCCAUGAACCGAUAGAAAUAUCAUGAAUCGAUACAAAUAGACAGACAAUGGAAUAUGAUACCUUUCUGAUACCUCU
Messenger RNA from Trichoderma virens Gv29-8, 1100 nucleotides. RefSeq lists its product as uncharacterized. Gene Ontology annotation, molecular function: fructose-2,6-bisphosphate 2-phosphatase activity. The record is from RefSeq and is a predicted model, not a curated record. Gene Ontology annotation, cellular component: cytosol. Gene Ontology annotation, biological process: fructose 1,6-bisphosphate metabolic process; fructose 2,6-bisphosphate metabolic process; negative regulation of programmed cell death. The transcript is spliced from 2 exons. Lineage: Eukaryota; Fungi; Ascomycota; Sordariomycetes; Hypocreales; Hypocreaceae. Bases 167 to 967 code for a protein of 266 amino acids.